AACGUGUGAACCUGAAGACUUUAUUCAUUACUUUCAAAUUGGCACCAGCCCACCACCACCACCAACACCACCACUAUUGCCGCCUUUUGCCACCCUCAUCUUUUUUUUAGCGACAACUCAUUUCACAUUAUGUCUACGAAAGUUAUUCCUAUAUAAAUCCAAAUCGGUCUUGCUCUUAUUCAUCUUUGUCUUAUGUAUAGAUAUAUAAAAUAAGAAAAUCUCUUUCUCAUCGAAAAUCCAAAUCAAUCAUUCUCUGUCUAAUUGCCAUCCAUCAGAUUUAAAAAAGCCAUCUCUCUCUCCCUCUCUAUUGCUCCAUCGCCUUUGAUAGAGUGAAGUGCUAACUAACAAAACCAUGGCGAUUAGGAGGAGAGGCAUAGCGGCGGUUAUAUUGGUGUUGGUAUUCGCUUUUGAGAUUGAGACAAUCUGUUUGGCGCAGAGUAUUAACAGAGGAAGCUUUCCUAAAGGUUUUGUGUUUGGCACUGCCUCUUCUGCUUUUCAGUAUGAAGGAGCAGUGAAAGAGGAUGGAAGGGGACCAAGUGUUUGGGACAAAUUCUCACAUUCUUUUGGCAAAAUACUUGAUUUUAGUAAUGCUGAUGUGGCUGUGGAUCAUUACCACCGUUUUAAUGAAGAUAUUCAACUUAUGAAAGACAUGGGCAUGGAUGCUUAUAGAUUUUCAAUUUCUUGGUCUCGAAUAUAUCCUAAUGGGACAGGAACGAUAAAUCAGGCAGGAAUUGAUCAUUACAACAAAGUCAUCAAUGCUUUACUUGCUGCAGGAAUUGUGCCAUAUGUGACCCUAUACCACUGGGACCUUCCUCAAGCCUUGGACGACAGAUACAAUGGAUGGCUCAGUCCACAGAUCAUAAAGGACUUUGCAACAUUUGCUGAGACUUGCUUUAGAGAAUUUGGUGAUAGAGUGAAGCAUUGGAUCACAUUCAAUGAACCUCACACAUUUACUAUACAAGGUUAUGACGUAGGUCUUCAAGCUCCGGGGCGAUGCUCCAUAAUUCUGCAUCUCUUCUGCAGAGCUGGAAAUUCUGCAACUGAGCCUUACAUUGUUGCACACAAUGUGCUGCUGAGUCAUGGAACUGUGGCAGAUAUUUACAGGAAAAAAUAUAAGGCAAAACAAGGUGGAUCAAUAGGCAUAGCACUUGAUGUUAUGUGGUUUGAGCCAGCAAGUAAUUCGACAGAAGAUAUUGAAGCAACUCAAAGAGCCCAAGAUUUUCAGCUUGGCUGGUUUAUUGAACCUUUGAUAUUUGGUGAUUAUCCGAGUUCAAUGAGAACUAGAGUUGGAGACCGGUUGCCAAAAUUUUCCAAAUCAGAAGCUGCUCUUGUUAAAGGCUCUUUGGAUUUUGUGGGAAUUAACCAUUACACUACUUAUUUUGCAGAACAUAAUUCAACUAACAUAAUUAAUAGUCUUCUUAAUGACUCCCUUUCAGACUCUGGGGCCAACACUCUCCCAUUCAAAGGUCUUAAACCUAUUGCAGACAGGGCCAGUUCUAUAUGGUUGUACAUAGUUCCUGAAGGGAUGAGAAGCUUAAUGAAUUACAUCAAGAGAAAGUACGGGAAUAUUCCAAUCAUUAUAACAGAAAACGGAAUGGACGAUCCAAAUGACCCUCUUAAACCCAUUAAAGAAGCUCUGAAGGAUGAGAAAAGGAUCAAAUACCAUAACGACUAUCUAACUAACUUGCUAGCUUCCAUCAAAGAAGAUGGGUGCAAUGUGAAAGGGUAUUUCGUAUGGUCAUUAUUGGAUAAUUGGGAAUGGGCAGCUGGAUAUACUUCAAGAUUUGGUCUCUAUUUUGUGGAUUAUAAUGACAAACUCAAGAGAUACCCUAAAGAUUCCGUUAAGUGGUUCAAAAAUUUCUUAACUUCUACUUAAAAUGUAGACAAAGCAAGGAAUUAAAUUUUAAAAUUGAAUGUUAUUUGUUGCUUUAUAUUACCUUUUCUUUCUUGCAAGAAGAAGAAUUUCAUCAAACAAAAUCAUUAUAUUACACAAAUACGAGCCAUUGGAUGUAUAAAAACUAAUUCUGAAGAUUCAUUAUGUAAAAGAAUUGAGAUGUGAUAUUUGAUUUUGUAAUGAAGUUCUACAAAA
Molecule: messenger RNA, 2089 nt
Organism: Jatropha curcas
Lineage: Eukaryota; Viridiplantae; Streptophyta; Magnoliopsida; Malpighiales; Euphorbiaceae
Gene: BGLU40
Product: beta glucosidase 40
Biological process (GO): carbohydrate metabolic process
Molecular function (GO): beta-glucosidase activity
Source: RefSeq, a predicted model, not a curated record